This is a messenger RNA of Tribolium castaneum (red flour beetle), 890 nucleotides long. RefSeq lists its product as uncharacterized. The transcript has 5 exons. The record is from RefSeq and is a predicted model, not a curated record. The coding region runs from base 29 to 862 and encodes 277 amino acids. Gene Ontology annotation, molecular function: protein binding. NCBI's taxonomy places the organism in Eukaryota, Metazoa, Arthropoda, Insecta, Coleoptera, Tenebrionidae.
UUCUUGUGUGAUGGGUUUAUUUUAAACCAUGAUUUCAAUACUUGUGCUCUAUGUUUUAGUCCAAGUGUUUUUUGCAAGUGCAGAUGAUUGCGAUUAUUUGGGAGUUUUACUUUACGAGGACUUGGGAUGUGUUCCUCAAUACAGCGAAGCGAACACAAACUCCGAAUGUCCUGUUAAAUAUUCCUGUGAAGGUUUAGGACCAUGGUACGACUAUUGCCACUUUAGGGGAAACAUUUAUGAAUUUUCUCAAGUUGUUGAAAAAAAUUUAUCUCUUCCCUCGUGUGAUGAGGGUUGUUUUUGCAGCAAUUUUUACACUGGAUACAAUUUUGAGUGUGCAGUUUUGGAUUGUCCUGAGUGGUUUGGAGAGCCAAUACCGGAAGGAUGUUACAGGAAAUACACUUUGGAACAUUGUUGUUCAAUUGGGGAAACGUGUCCUUCUUUUACUGAUGUCACAAAAUGUGUGAUUGAUGGAGAGGAGUAUUUAGAAGGUCAGGAUUUUUACCCUCAAAACACCUGUCUGAGGUGUGUUUGCCAGGAAGGGUUUAUAGGUGACUUAGGGCCACCUUUUUGCAAAAGAAUCUCUUGUGGUGAACAGCUCAAACACGCUGUGUUCCUCCAAGAAAUUUGUGCCCCGGUUUAUUACCAAAAAAGUGACGAGCCGUUUUGUUGCCCCAAUGACUGGAUUUGUGCCAACGGAUCAGAAGUGAUUAGAGGCGAAGCUCUAUCAGAUGAGGUUUGCAUGUUUGGCGAGUGGACGCUAAAAGUCGGCGAAUGGUUUAAAAACCGUGAUGAAAUUUUGUGUGAAUGUUUAAUUCCGCCUCUGGUGACCUGUCAUCUCUUUGAUAAAUAUGACGCUUUAUAAUUUGAGCUAAUUAAAAUGAUUGUCCGUU